Messenger RNA from Candidozyma auris, 2514 nucleotides. It is a transcript of the gene ZCF8, whose product is annotated as Zcf8p. Bases 1 to 2514 code for a protein of 837 amino acids. Gene Ontology annotation, molecular function: DNA-binding transcription factor activity, RNA polymerase II-specific; zinc ion binding. The transcript has a single exon. The record is from RefSeq and is a predicted model, not a curated record. Gene Ontology annotation, biological process: regulation of DNA-templated transcription. NCBI's taxonomy places the organism in Eukaryota, Fungi, Ascomycota, Pichiomycetes, Serinales, Metschnikowiaceae.
AUGCGGCCCAAGCGUGCUCGAAGAACCUAUGCGUGUGGGCCAUGCAAGCGAUAUAAGAUGAAGUGCAACUUGGAGCUCCCGUGCAGCCUGUGUGUUCGGGCUCAGCGUGCUCACUUGUGCCACGAAAACCCUCCAAACCCUCCGUCGGAGGAGGAGACGAGGCGCAGAGAAGAACGACGCUCAAGAAAUUCCCGUCUAAAGGAGAAGGCCGCAAAGAAGGAGCAGACGGCCAAGACAGCACCAGGCGAUUCAAAUCGUCAGCUGUCUGUUUCUGUGCUGGUGCCUAGUCUUGACCCUGGAGUCCCUUCCGACUCUGGUGGCCCCAUUCGAGGAUUCGAGCCAGCGAUGGCGGCUCCAAAGCUUGAGCUCGGCAUCACUUCACAAGACUCAGACAUUUCUCUGAUCCGCCUGAGCCUGUCGGUGUCUAAUCACUUCAACUCCGUCUACGGCAACCCACUACCGUUUUUUGGCUCUAUUCAAAGACCUCCGCCUUGGAAUCAGAGCGAUUGGCAACCCAACAACGACCCGCCUUGCCAGUCGCCUUCUCUGUCAUUUCUGUCUUCCACUCCGCCGUCAAACUCGCCCAAUUACCACACAAACUCGCCGUUUCUGCCAUACGUGCCACCUUUAGUGGUUCACCUGCCGUUUUCACUGGCGCUGCCCUCUGGCAACCCAGAGCCAUGCGUUCAUCCCACUGUGAUGGCUCAAAACGUUCAUCGUCUGCCCUUGAUGGCCCAGUAUGCUAUGGACUGCAAGCAACGAUACAUCUUGGUGCCAACAGAAACGGCCACGCGCUGGAAAUUUACUUUUGCCUCCCUAGCUUUGCGCCUGGGACAGGAUAAAAACGCCCAUUGGCUCAGUGACUACUUUAAUUGGGCAUACCUGGCAGAGAACUCUGGCUUCCAGGAGCUUGUGGACUGGUUGUCUGUAUUCAUCACCGCACAACGUCUUGUGUCGAACUUUGACUCAAUUGUAACCAUGGGGCUGGCACCCAAGGCAACUGUGGAUAAACAUUCGUUGCAAUGUAUGGCUCUCGCUUGCCUGUUCCUCGCUAAUGGUGCACUUGCCGGGCCUCGUAUCACCAAAAAAGUUGUGUCACUUGCAAACGAGUGGCUCUCACUCUCAGAUGAAAUAGGCAAAAACGUUGCCAAUGAAGUCUGGCAAGAUGGUAUCUAUUUCAUGGUCCUUUGCAUGCUGUCCAGAAGCACUAUAGUAUCCACCAGCCAAUUAGAGCGUCUCACAGUCAAGGUCCGUGAUUACUUCACAGCAAUCUCCUCCAACGAAUCAUUUCUACGGUAUUUGCAUCAGCUUGAAUUUGAAAAUCUCUCACCUCAGGAUUCGGAAGCAUUCUCCAUAGUUGCGAAAUGCUGGACUUAUUUGAAGCUUGUGGAAACUGAGGCGUCCGUACUUCAGGCAGAGUCGCUGUUUCAAUAUGAGCACGCUGAGCUCAAGGAUACUAUUCAACCUGAUCGUAAAGUCGUCAAAUAUCUUUUCAACUUGGUACCCGAGGAACCGAUAUCGAGCUACCAGGCCUACGAUAUCGCUCUUCUUGCAUCGAGCUUAUUUUUUCGCCGUUUCGAGAACUGCAAAACGGCUAAAGACAUUGCAUACGCAUAUCUCUCGCUAUAUAGCGAGUUCUGUGCCAUGUCAAUUCCAGCAUCUGAACCCUUGUUUCAAGCAAUCGAGAUGGUCACAGGAGGCCCUGCCAGAGCCAACCCUGGUGCAGCCGAAAUCGCUGCUCUUGUGCGUACUCUGGCACAGCUGUUAGGUGUCAUGCUUAAAGUCUCAUUUAUUUGCGUGCGUUGGCUUCUGAUCAUACGAGCGGAACCAAAUAAAUUUGUGACGCUUCGUUUUGCUCAUUACGUGACCACACUUUUGUCGAUGUUUAACCCUCUCAUGGCUAUCGUUGACACAGGCAAGGUUUCGCCACACAAUCUCAUUGCUUCGCUUCAAUGCUGCGCCCAACUCAAUACCGUACUUGACAUGUAUAAUAUGUUGACGCUCCAGGCACUCUUUGUGGCCGUGAUGUCAAAUUUUGUGAAAACCUCUACGGCACAUUGGGGUCUCGAUGUUCUGUAUUUGUUGAAUGCGGUGCUUUCUUCGUACGGCCGUGCAAGAAAGUGUCUCGAGACCAUGAAGCCAUACUCUAAUUACCCAUUAUCGAUAGCAUUACUUCAGGUGAGUGAGGUUCUUACACGGGAAGUGCAUUCGACAAGAUUUCAGCCACGGUCUCUGGAUAAGCCUGCUCAUGAAUUUUUUGAGUAUCUACAAAGAAGUAUUGCGAAAGAAAACUGGGAUGUAUUUGUGAACUCUUUAUUCGGCAUGGAGGCGACAGCUGCAAACUACAUUGAGCAACUUUGGCGAUUUGGAGAUGUCGCCAAAUUGCAUCAGGAGAAACCUAUUUUGAUCACCAAGACUUUGGUGUUGAAUACUGCAUUCAUCAAGGAAUUUGAACAUGCGUAUCGUGGAUUUUGGUUCACGCUUCAACACGUUAAUCAGUACCUCGAACUAUGA